UCUAGGAACCAUGAGACAAAGUGGGGAAAAAAAAAAAAAAAAAAGCCCAACUCACAGAAAACCAUCUUGCAGAUAGGAAAAGGAUGAAUAACAAAGGAAACCCCAAACGUGAGAAGGCAAACCCCAGCCCUCACUCAGAGGCUGUGAAGGCAGAGGAAGCCGGCAGGUGGACUCCGAAAGCCCUCAUAGGAGGUGAGCCUCUUCCUGUGGCGGCCACACGCCAGCACAGCCCGUGGAGGAGCCUUUUUUCUUCUUCUCCUCUCCUGUGGCCUCCUGUCCCCAGGACUGUCCAGCCUGGCAAGAUGAAGUGGAGGAGGAUCGCCAUCCUUGCCACCCUGCAGGCACAGCUCCCAGCCACAGAUGCUGCAUCAGUUCUUGGCCUCACAGAUCCCAGGCUCUGCUACAUGCUGGAUGGAUUCCUCUUCAUUUAUGCAGUGGUCAUGACAGCCCUUUUUGUGAAGGCAAAGCUCAGCCAGGCCUCUGAGCCACAGCUGCGACCAGGCCAGGAUGAUGUGUACAAUAAACUCUCCCGCACGCACAGAGACGAUUACGAUGUUCUGGGAGGAAAGCGAGGAGCAGACCCCGAGCUGGGCGGGAGACACCAGCAGAGGAGAAAGAACCCUCAGGACACUGUCUACACUUCACUGCAGAAGGACAAGAUGGGUGAGGCAUACAGUGAGAUUGGAAUGAAGGGAGAGCAGCAGAGGCGGCGAGGCAAAGGCAAUGAAGGUCUCUACCAGGGGCUCAGUGCGGCAACCAAGGACACUUAUGAUGCUCUCCAAAUGCAGCCUUUGCCUCCCCGCUAAGUGGGAGCCUCAGAGGGGAUGGGCAAGAGUGAGAGAUGCCCACCUGCUUUGGGGAGGAGAGGGGGGAAAGUCUUUUUCAUCCAACACAAGCACUAUGUGUUUUCUGUGUGCAAGAACCUCCUGGGGUUGGUGCACAGAAUUUGGACCUGGCCUUUUCCUUCUCUCUCUCCCCUCCUGAAUCAUGUAACUGCUUCUGCUAUUAGAAUGUACAUAUCUGUAAAGUUGUUUCCAAUUAUUGUGGGUGUUAGGCUGAUUUUUUUUUGGUCAGGUUUGUGUUGUGGGGACUAGACCACACCUUCUAACAAACACAGCUAUUUCCAUAGCUCUUCUUUGUCUUCCAGAAUACUAAGACAUGGAAUUAAGGCUUUAUUGCAUUUAAACAAUUUGCAAAGAUAGGGUUGUAUUUACUUCCUGCAGUAUUUAUCUUAAGACUAUUUCACCCUUUUUGCUUUAAAUUUGCCUUUAAAAAACUGCUUCAAUGGAGGGCAACUUUUUUCUUUAAUUAUAAAGAGUGACAUGAUGUUACAGUAGUGAAGCAGAGAGGCUGAAUGCCAAUUUUCCAGUAGGAAGAAAAUGAGCACCAAUAUCCAAAAAAAGAUCAAGCAAAUGGCACAGCCACUCAUCCAUAAAUAUGAGCCAGGUAAGCUGAGUGAGAGACUUCUCUGAAGGCAGAAAAACAAAGAAAACAAGGAGAUGGGUUCCCCUAUUAUCACUUCCAGACAACAAACUGUACAAAAGCCAACAUAAAGGCAGUUUCCAAACCACUCUCUCAUGAGGCUGCCUCUAAAAGGUGCAGGUAUCAUUCCAAGGAGGUACCAGCUCAGUAAUGUCAUGUGUUUUUGAUGAAUUAAUAAAAUAGUGCCACAGUCCCGUGUGUGUGUAGGGAGCAGCAGUGGGAAUGGCACGAGCUCCUUACCUGAGGCAUUCAGCCCGUCAGAACCAGCCUGCACCCAGCAGCACCAUCUCCCAGGGAAGCUGAGGAGGACAGGAUUCCAGCAGAAGCUCCUACACACGUCCCAGAAGCUGGGAUGGGCUGUUGGGAAAAUGCCCCAAACCCAGGUACCAAAGGACACUCACCUCCUGCUGCUGCAGCCUCAGUUUUGCCCGUGCCUCGCAAGGCUCCACAAGGAAGCCUGGAGGAAUUCAGCAUGGACAAAUCCAGCCCAGCAACAUCAGGGGUGCUUCACCUCGACCCAGGAGCUGACCAAGCCAUCUCACCAGUCAUCACAGAAGAAGCAGAGCUAAAGCAAGGCUGUGGGAACAAGAGCUGCUGCUCUGGGUGCUGGCCAAAUGAGGUUAUGUCUUCUUUCCAGGGACUGGGUGGGUUUUCAGCAGAAAAACUUGCUGAAAUGGGUGCUAUGCAAGUUCCAAGGCAGUUUUACUUCUUUAAGCAGUAAAACUGUAACUGCAGUAGG
Messenger RNA from Vidua macroura (Pin-tailed whydah), 2221 nucleotides. It is a transcript of the gene CD247, whose product is annotated as CD247 molecule. Gene Ontology annotation, cellular component: membrane. Gene Ontology annotation, molecular function: transmembrane signaling receptor activity. Lineage: Eukaryota; Metazoa; Chordata; Aves; Passeriformes; Viduidae. The transcript is spliced from 9 exons. The record is from RefSeq and is a predicted model, not a curated record. Gene Ontology annotation, biological process: cell surface receptor signaling pathway. Bases 84 to 806 code for a protein of 240 amino acids.